Molecule: messenger RNA, 1137 nt
Organism: Acanthosepion pharaonis
Lineage: Eukaryota; Metazoa; Mollusca; Cephalopoda; Sepiida; Sepiidae
Source: the annotation of a GenBank genome assembly
AUGAAGUUCAUCGAAGAAGAAACUAAAAACCAACGGAAAAAAAUUUCCGACCUGGAGGAAGAAAACGAAAGCCUUACCGUUCAAAUCAAAAAACUGAUGUCGGCCAAAACCAUGUUCAACAAGAAGACGGACGAUGGCAGUUCAGCGGCUAAAGAAAUCGAGCUCAAUUUGAUGUUGGAGAUGAGUGAGAGAGAGAAUGCGAUCGCCAGACGUAAGGUGGCCGAACUUGAUCAUAUGAACGACAGCCUCCAAGAAGAGGUCAAGUAUUUAGAGAAACGGCUAGAAGAAAAAGAACAGGAAUCUAAUAAAGUACCCGAACCGUCCACCCCGAACGCUUAUUAUGAAGACAAGAUAAAAGACCUUACAGAACAAACAGAUGAUCUAAAAUGGAAGCUUAUCGAAAAAGAGAGAGAAAUCGAACGCUUGUCGGCUCUUGUUCAAAACAUUAGCACAAAACAGGGCCGCUCUUUGAAGAAAAGCCGUUCUUUGGACAGCGAUAGCCAAGCGGUCGACUUGAAUCGACAGCUGACCAGCACCCAGCAAGAGGCGGGUGUUCUCCGGGAUAAAUUGGUUCAGAUGGAGGCCGAAAACGAGCGGUUGAUCAAGGAGAAUCGAAAGUUGCAGUUCCAGACGUCACGUCAGGUUCCGUCGAUCAAGACCGACGACGCAGCAAUCGAGAAUGUCGAACUGAAAGAAAUGGUCCGGCGCCUGGAGUCCGAAAACAAAGAGAUGAAUGUCAAGAUGAGAUCUAUGUCUGAGAAUCUCCGAAAAGUUAGCCGCGACUCUCUGAAGCUGUCCAUCGGCAGCCCGCAACCGUGCGAUGGCACGUUCAGUCCGACUCGUAAUAUCGGGAGUCCCGGCAUAAUCGGCAGCCCCACUGCCUCGCGCACAGAUAGGAUAGGAGAUAGUGCAUCAGUGAGCGGCAAGGAAGGUGUAAGCAUCAACAUUGGCGUCGGCACGGGCGGAGGAGUCGGCGAUGGCGGAGUUCUUAGCAUUCCUUCGGCGGGCAGCAGCCAAGAAACGGUGGAGGCGUCACGUGAUCGAGCCAGGUUAUCGAGUGUUAAUGGUCAAGUUCUUCUCUAUCUCAAGUAUCAUAAAGGCCCUAAAUUCCUGGGCUUUCUUUCAACGGUCAAAUAA